Molecule: messenger RNA, 1892 nt
Organism: Planococcus citri (citrus mealybug)
Lineage: Eukaryota; Metazoa; Arthropoda; Insecta; Hemiptera; Pseudococcidae
Product: cytochrome P450 4c21-like
Exons: 12
Coding region: 222-1715 (497 amino acids)
Molecular function (GO): heme binding; iron ion binding; monooxygenase activity
Source: RefSeq, a predicted model, not a curated record
UUUAAAAAAGACGUUUUACAUAUUAUUUACCUACCUACCGACAGAAAAAUUAAUCCCAAUAUUGUUGGACUUUUUGAGAAUCAGUUGUGUGAUUGCUUUCUGUAAAUAUAGGUAGAGGUACCUAGGCUAUAAUAAUAGACCACGAUUGAUUAUUUAUUUCAAGUACCUACCUAAUUGAAAAUCAUCGUGUAUGUGUUAAUGAUUUUUUGAUUUCUAAAGAAAUGGCGUUAAUAUUAAUAUUCGCGAGUUUAAUUGUAAUUAUUUUUAUUUUAAUAAAAUAUGUGGAUAAAUUAAGAAACAAGAGGUUUUACGAACUAUUGAAGCAAUUUCCAUCGUAUCCGACAUUUCCUUUGAUUGGAAAUUGCCAUCUUAUUCACGUUUCACCAAAAGAUAUGCAGAGAACACUUGAAAAUUUACUGGGACCUCAUCGUCGUUUACUUUUCUGGUUGGGUCCUUUUCCUAUUAUUGCUUUGAAAAAAUACGACGAUAUUAUAGCUAUAUCCAACCAAACUCAAGAUCGUGACAACUUGCUAAACUUUGCAAAUGAAUGGCUUGGCACGGGAUUACUCAAUGCUAACUACGACGAAUGGAAAAAAUCGAGAAAAAUCCUCGCACCAGCUUUCAGUUCACUUAUGCUCUCGAGAUACGUUGACGUUUUCAAGAAAAAAGCUUCACUUCUUGUGAACUCCUUGGAGCCGGCAGCAGAUUCUGGCCAAGUAUUUGACUGCCGAGAUAUUUUGAUAAAAAUUAAUGUUGAUACAAUUGUAGAAAACACAAUCGGAAUACCAGUAAAUAGCACGGGAGAAGAAGGAAAACAAUUUGCUCAUGCUGCGGCACUGGCAUUUCGUGGCCUAAUGAAGCGCCUAACAAGACCUUGGUUGUAUCCACGUUUUGUUUACAAAAUGUAUUUAAAACUAACAGGAAAAGAAAAUGUUAUCCAACAAUAUCGUAAUUUGCCUGCUAAGAUAUUGAAGGACGAACUGAAUAAUAAUAAGAACCGAAAAGAUUUCGAAGAAAAUGACGAUUCUUUGAAAACAAUUAUCAGUUUACUCGUUAAAGGAAGCCUGCAAGGGCCAACUUUCACUGAAACACGCAUGAGAGAUGAGUUGCUACAUAUAAUGAUGGCAGGUAGCGAAACUACAUCAUUAAAUGUGGGAUUUACUCUUCUAAUGCUGGCCAUGUAUCAAGAUAUUCAACAAAAAGUUUACAAAGAAAUCUCCGAACUUUUCAAAGACAAUGACGAUCUUACUGCGGAUCAUUUAUUCCAUGAAUUGAAAUAUUUGGAACAAUGCGUCAAAGAAACGUCAAGAAAAUUUACUCAUGUAGUGGUUAAUUUAAGACGAACUCAUAAAGAAUGCAUAUUAGCAGACAAUACAAUUAUACCAGCUAAUAUCAUUGUCAUACCACUUAUACAUCUUGCCAACCAGGAUCCCGAGUUGUAUAAAAAUCCACAUAAGUGGGAUCCGGAACACUUUAGCGAUGAAGCGGUGAAAACUCGACCCAAAGGUAGUUUUAUGAGUUUUGGGUAUGGACCACGAUCUUGUAUAGGGGAUAGGUAUGCCAUAAUGUCAACCAAGACUCAAAUCGUGUAUGUUAUACGAAAAUAUCAUCUAUCUACAAAUAUAAAAGAACUGACGAGAGAUCACUUGACGUCGCAUUUAGCUAUAGGCAGCAAAAUUGGUUAUCCCAUAAAAUUUACCAAAAGAGUAUCGUGAACAUUAUUUUCAACUCUCUGUCCUGUCCUUUCUCGGAACCUGCUCUAUUGUCCAUGUUUCCCUUCUCCCUCUCACAUCACAUCUCUAGCGACGGUAGCGACUGACGAAUACAUUGCUAACUUUAGUUUUAAGAUGUAGGAUUACUGUUUAAAUAAACGUUUUAACGAACUGAUCAAA